CAAGUCACCAUAGCGGCUUCUGUGGAAUACUCGAGAAAAGCGCUCGAAUGGAUCAUCAACAACGACGUGUUACUUCUGAAAAUGAAGAAGAAUUCCGUGCUAGUGCGGGUGUUACAAGCAGACGGUGUCGAUUCUCGAGAACAAAUCUCUCGAAUGAUCAACGCAAUCGCCAGCUACACAAAAGGACGACAAUAUCUUCUUGGUCAUGUUCGCGCGUUCAUCACCUGUGUUGUGCCAGUCUUACGUGGUCGUCGACUUCCGACCUCUACACAAGAACAACUGAUUGCCACUCUUCAGAAGACCAGCGUUAGACCGUUAUGCCAACGUGAACUGCUGCAAUGCGGGAUGCUCCAGUGGGUGGUGAAUCUACUCGAAAGCCGAACAACACCGUACGCUACCGAGUACGCGUGCUCAUUAGCCAUCAAUUUGUCGUUAAACUCGCACAGCCACUCACUGCAACUUCGUUUCGCCGACUCGCUGGCGGCAGCAGCAUGUAAUGUGUUGAGUAGAGACACACACGGUGUAAGUAUGGCUUGCUAUUUGUUGAAUUCACUGGUACUCGUUUGGCUUGGAUGUAGUCGGGUGCGACUGAGAGCAAAAGAUACACGACUUCUGGACGCAUUGCGCAUGAGGAAUAUGAAGAAGAAUUGUCCGCUUUGCGAACUCCACAUUCCCUAUCUGUUAGCUGUUAUAUUUGUACCACUGCGAAUCCCGCCAACGUCUCCUCUAGAAGGUCGUGAAACCGACAGAAUGAGCGGAGCUUUCGGCCGCGAGCCUCUCUGUCACAACCACAGUCGAGCCAAAGUGCAACCUUGGUUAAUAAAACUUGUACACCCUGCACUUUGCACUUUGACAUUAACAAAUCGUGUUUCUUCAUGUGCCGUGCGAAUGCCAAUCAAUAUUUAA
Molecule: messenger RNA, 906 nt
Organism: Angiostrongylus costaricensis
Lineage: Eukaryota; Metazoa; Nematoda; Chromadorea; Rhabditida; Metastrongylidae
Source: the annotation of a GenBank genome assembly